CGAGCUAAACGGCGCUUUAGGACCGUGAUGGCCAUUUGACGACGUCGUCGCGCUUGGAGUUUUGGGAAUCCACAUGGUGGUUAAAGAAAAAGAAAGUCCCCAAAUUUCCUCUCGUGUUCUUCGAUCCGAGAUCGCGCAGAUACAGCAGCGGGCUUUCUAGGAGGUAAUUCGAUCUAUCUUUUUUCGCUAGCUAUACGAUUGGGGAAGAAGAAGAAGAAGAAGAAGAACGGCCGUGGUUGGAGAUGCUCGUUGAGGCGGAGGUUUCUCCCUCAAAGUUGCCGGUGCUCGUCGUACACAGCCGAUGCGGGUCCGGAGUCGUCGAGGAGGUCGUCCAAGUGUCCGAAGCAGCUGCAGCUUCAGCUGCGGUUUCCGGUGGGGGAUCAGAUAACGUGGAGGUUGAUCUUACGGUUUCCGAGAUGGGCACAAGAUCAUCACUUGCCUCAGUUAAUUCUUUUAGAUCACAUCAAUUUGUUCCUAAUCUUCGUUCUGGUAGCUUUGCCAAUAUUGGACCUAGGAGAUACAUGGAAGAUGAACACAUUCGCAUUGAUGAUCUCUCGGAAAAUCUGGGAACUAUGUUUAGGUGCCCAACACCUAGUGCCUUUUAUGGGAUUUUUGAUGGCCACGGAGGUCCAGAUGCAUCAGCCUAUAUUAAAAGGCAUGCCAUUAGGUUCUUAUUUGAAGAUGCUGGCUUUCCUCAUGCUGAUGAACCUGAUGAGGAUUUCAUGAAAUCAGUCGAGGACUCAAUCAAAAGCGCAUUCCAUCUUGCUGACCUUGCUUUGGCUGAUGAGUGUAUUAGCAGUUCUUCUGGAACCACAGCACUCAUGGCACUGGUAUUUGGAAGGCUGCUCAUGGUCGCCAAUGCUGGAGAUUGCCGAGCUGUUCUAUGUAGAAAAGGUGAAGCAGUUGAAAUGUCACAGGAUCACAGGCCCACAAAUGCAGUCGAACGUCAGAGGAUCGAGGCAUCUGGCGGUUACAUUGAUGGCGGUUACCUCAAUGGUGUGCUGUCGCUCACUCGCGCCUUGGGAGACUGGGACAUCAAAGAGCCUCGAGGCUCUCCUUCCCCUCUCAUCGCAGAGCCCGAGUUCAGGCAUGCCCUUCUAUCAGAGGAUGAUGAGUUCCUAAUUCUAGGAUGUGACGGCAUAUGGGACGUGAUGUCAAGCCAGCACGCCGUUGACAUAGUGAGCAAGGGACUGAGACGGCACGACAACCCUGAGUUGUGUGCUAGAGAGGUAGUUAUGGAGGCACUGCGGCUGAAGACAUUUGACAAUCUUACAUUGCUUGUGGUCUGCUUCUCCGACGAAUAUUCCAGUCCUUCCAUGCUACAAGGUGAACAACAACAACCGCAGCUCUGCGGAUUUAGGUGUUGCAAAAGCCUGUCAAUCGAUGCACUUUGUAACCUUAAGAGCUGGUUGGGUAAAAAUGGCCAGAGUUGAGCUUACAUGAUCUUUGUAAAUAUCUGGAAGGGACGACAAAAUCCUGAAAAUUACUCUGUGAUCCUGUUUUGGCUGAAUUAGAGUGGCCAUAAUCAUAGAAUAGCCAACCAGUUUUGUAGUUUUCUUAAAUUUGUUCUUCCUGUCGUCCAUUAUUUUGAUUGUAAUAAUCUUAGAGGGUUAUUCUCUGUAAAUAAUAUUAAAGUAGGUAUGGUGUAUCAGAUUGACUUAUUAUUAUUGUUUUUUUAUGAUUGA
Messenger RNA from Zingiber officinale, 1685 nucleotides. Its product is annotated as probable protein phosphatase 2C 2. The transcript is spliced from 4 exons. The coding region runs from base 243 to 1433 and encodes 396 amino acids. Gene Ontology annotation, biological process: protein dephosphorylation. The record is from RefSeq and is a predicted model, not a curated record. Lineage: Eukaryota; Viridiplantae; Streptophyta; Magnoliopsida; Zingiberales; Zingiberaceae. Gene Ontology annotation, molecular function: cation binding; protein serine/threonine phosphatase activity.